AUGCCUCCUCGCAGGGCCCAUACUAAGUCUCGCCAGGGUUGUGAUCAGUGCAAAAGACGUCGCGUCAAGUGUGACGAAAAGGGGCCACCGUGCUCCAAUUGUAUCUCACGGGAACUGACAUGCUCUUAUCUCAGAGCAUCGUCUCGGCCGGAGACCCGGGGUGACCAGACCCCGGCCCCGCUGGCGACGGUUCUUCCAAGUCCCCCGCAACCGCUGGGGAUCCCUAGCCCUGCAGCCUCUACUCCCCCGAAUGUUUCGGGGGUGCGAGAAUUGGAGUUGAUGCACAAAUACUCUACAGAGACAUACAAGAGCUUAUGCACCUCCAACUCUGGACACUAUGUUUGGCAAAUUGCCAUUCCUCGCCUGGCUCUGCAAUAUGAUUUUCUCAUGAAUGGAAUUCUGGCCUUGGGAGCUCUCCACAUUGCUGCCACCUUGGAACCACCCGCUUCCUUGGCGUACACUGACACGGCCCUGCAGUACCACAGUCUGACGUUUGCACCAUACCGGUUUGCAGUUGAUCACAUCAACCCAAUGAACUGCGAAGCUGUCUUGGCGCAGUCUAUCAUCACCACUGUGAUAGGCAUAGCCCUUCCGAGGGUGAGCUCCGCGCGUGGGGAGAGUUCAAGCAUUACUGAGAAUAUUGUCGUGGUAUUCGAGCUUCUACAGGGCGUGAAGAAAAUACACAGAAUCGGUGAAUCCUGGAUUAAACUAGAGCUUUUUGCUCGCCGAAGAAAUUAUUGGGAUCCAGAAUCAGUUGGCUUGGACAGCGAAACCCAGAUUGCUCUUGAACGAUUGGGGGCUCUAAAUGAUGAAAGUCUCGCCAGCAUCGAUCCAGAUCAGCACCAGAUCAACAAAGAUGCCAUCGCCUAUCUGCGCCACUUUUCCACCCGAGUUGCCAACGAAGUAGACGCAGCAAACGUUCUGGCCUGGCUAGCUAUGGUUGAUAAAGAAUUCGUGGACAAUCUCCGACGUCGACAGCCUCUAGCAUUGCUGAUCCUCAUGCAUUGGGGAGUACUGCUUGGCGAGCUAGAUGGUCAGCACUGGUGGGCCCGUGAUUCAGGACGAGCUUUGGUCUCUGAACUGCUCAAGACUCUGCAUCCUGCUGAUGCUCAGUGGGCAAAGGCGGUGGCUUGGCCUCAGAAUAAGAUGGCCCUCUGA
Messenger RNA from Penicillium brevicompactum, 1158 nucleotides. RefSeq names its product Zn(II)2Cys6 transcription factor domain-containing protein. Gene Ontology annotation, molecular function: zinc ion binding; DNA-binding transcription activator activity, RNA polymerase II-specific. Bases 1 to 1158 code for a protein of 385 amino acids. NCBI's taxonomy places the organism in Eukaryota, Fungi, Ascomycota, Eurotiomycetes, Eurotiales, Aspergillaceae. Gene Ontology annotation, biological process: regulation of transcription by RNA polymerase II. The record is from RefSeq and is a predicted model, not a curated record. The transcript has 2 exons.